AUGUUGAAACCAUACACUGCUAUUAUCCUCGCACGCCAACUGUUUGAUUAUAUGUUCAUUAGAAUUUUUGUUGCUGAAGAAACAGGAUCGGCUGAAGAACUAGCAGCGCUGAAGGAUGAAGAAGGGCUGUUUCGAUGUGCAUCGUGCCUGCUAAGGCAAUAUUCUUUCUCACCUCUCUCGCUGCUACUUUUGCUGCUGCUCUGUAAACAGACUUUUUCAUCAAAAUAG
Lactuca virosa is the source of this 228-nucleotide messenger RNA. NCBI's taxonomy places the organism in Eukaryota, Viridiplantae, Streptophyta, Magnoliopsida, Asterales, Asteraceae. The record is from the annotation of a GenBank genome assembly.